Alternaria incomplexa is the source of this 3165-nucleotide messenger RNA. RefSeq lists its product as uncharacterized. Gene Ontology annotation, biological process: regulation of DNA-templated transcription. The transcript is spliced from 5 exons. The record is from RefSeq and is a predicted model, not a curated record. Gene Ontology annotation, molecular function: histone acetyltransferase activity. Lineage: Eukaryota; Fungi; Ascomycota; Dothideomycetes; Pleosporales; Pleosporaceae. The coding region runs from base 1 to 3165 and encodes 1054 amino acids.
AUGGCGGAAAUCAUGGGCCAAGCCGCGGCCAACACCGACCCGGACGACAUCGAUGCGGAUGGCGAAUACGAGAUGGACGAUGUAGAGUACGCGCCCGGCCCGCCUAUCGAGGACAUGCCUGAUGCUGAAGGCCAAACUACAGACGCUGAGGGUUCAGACGUGGAUGCCGAGGGCGAAGAUGUCGAUGCUGAGGGUGAAGAUGUCGACGCCGAGGGUGAAGAAGUGGACGACGAUGAGGACGAAGCUGAACCCGUCGGUGCUGUCAAGAUCGCACUGCGUCGACCCAGGUCCGACGAUGAGGAAGAGGACUAUGACGGCGACGAUGUCGCGAGAGAAUCCUCCGAUGCCAAGUCCAGCGACAGCGACGAGUCAAGCAACCUUGAUUCCGAAGAGGAGAACCAAUGGCAGGCGAGCGAUGGUGGUGAAGAAGAUGAAAUCAUCAGGUCGAACAACCCCAACGUGUGCAUAUAUUGCAAUUUAGACGAGGACAACGACCCCAGCCCGGAAUUCGAGGAGUACCUCUCUUGCGCCCAGUGCGGAGACAAUGGUGAGUACUCAGUGGGGAGUCCCGAUGACGAUGCAAAGCUUUGGCGCUGCGAAGGAUGCAUCAACAACUUUCCAACGGAAGCGGAAGAAGAGGCAGACGAGCCUUCUACUCGUCGGAGAUGUUCGUCUGCGAACAAAUUGACCAAAGAGUUGCUCCCUUCACAUCGUGGGGUUGACCCCGAAGGACAUUCAAUCUUCAAAGAGCUAAUUCUUCCCGACGAAUCAGCAGGUGGACUACGUUCGCUGCGUAAACGCAAGACUUCGCAGGAAGAGGAAGCGCCGAUUCCGUCGAGGCAAACACGGAAGAAGCGGAGACCUUCCGAAGCAUCCAACUCAGAUGCGGCGCCAUCAGUGCCUGCAGUCUCACCCCGGCCACCUUCAAGAAGCGUACGAAGUGCUCGUAGCGUCAUGACGGAUGGUCACGAGAGUGGAGGCGAGGCAGAGCACACUGGUUCAGAUCGAGAGGCAGGUCGCUUACGACCAGCGCGAGCACGUCGUGGUCAGCCUAAGAGGACCGACAAACGACCACUCGCGUGGAUCGAAGAGGCCCAGCCUGGAAGCCUGAUCAUCGCUUUCCAUCUCAACAACGAGAAAGUCCAAAGGAUUGUCACCGCCAAGCCCAAAGUAAAGACACUCACGCGCGAGCAAGAGCGACAGGAGAGGCGGCGCGAGAGGGAUAGAGAACGUCGCGAAAGAAAUCGUCGGGCUGCACAGGCUGCACGAGAAUCCUCAGAGGUCUUGCAUUACCCAACAAUCCACAUUCAAAAUGCCGCUCCGUUCCCAGGCUUCACCGACAGGGAGCCAGACGAGGUCAAGAGCAAGCCCUACGGUGGUGUACUGUCAGAAGCGGAUGCCGAUACAUCCAAGACUUAUCCUUCGCCCGCCGACAGGAAGCGGUUCGAUGAUGCUCGCAUCAAGGCUGAAGAAGAAUGGAAAGUGAAGCAGGCCGCACUUUACCCGCCCGAACCACUCCGGUCGCACAAGCAAGCAACCACGGCGAGCAAGAUCAAGUGCGUCAAUUUCGGUGGCUGGGAGAUCGACACCUGGCACGCUGCGCCAUAUCCUGAAGAGUACAGCAAAAAUCGGGUGCUUUACAUAUGCGAAUUCUGUCUCAAGUACAUGAACUCGGAUUAUGUGGCAUGGCGGCAUAAGCUUAAAUGUCCAGCGAAGCACCCUCCUGGCGACGAGAUUUACCGCGACGGCAAGUACUCUUUCUUCGAGGUCGAUGGCCGAAAGAAUCCAGUGUACUGCCAGAAUCUCUGUUUGCUCGCCAAGUUGUUCCUCGGUUCCAAGACGCUAUACUACGAUGUCGAGCCCUUCUUGUUCUACGUCAUGACAGAAAAUGACAACUUCGGGUGUCACUUCGUCGGCUACUUUUCGAAAGAGAAGCGUCCCAGCUCGCUCAACAACGUUUCUUGUAUUCUCGUACUUCCCAUUCACAUGCGCAAGGGCUACGGACAGUACCUGAUCGAGUUCUCCUACCUCUUGACCCGCGUGGAGAGAAAAACUGGCAGCCCCGAGAAACCGCUCAGUGACAUGGGUUUGGUGAGUUAUCGGAAAUACUGGCGGCUUGUCCUGUGUGAGGAACUACUCCAGCAAAAGGCUGCGAUCAGCAUAUCGGCCAUAUCAGAUCGCACCGGCAUGACACCUGAUGACAUUGUAUCAGCGUUGGAAGGCUUACGAGCUCUCGUGCGAGACCCUGUCACGAAGAAGUAUGCGCUUCGUCUUGAUUUGAACUACUUCAAGUCAUACAUUGAGAAAUGCAACGCUGCAGGCAACCCAAAAAUCAAUCCAGAGUGUCUGAUAUGGACACCAUACGUCAUGGGACGUCUAGGCCAGUACGAAGAUGGACCCGCCCUGCAGACAGUACAACAGCGCGACGAAAUCGAAGAAGAAGACAAGCCCGCACCCGAGGAAGGUGUACAGAUGGCCGCAGCGAAAGCCAACGGUACAGGCGAUGAAGCAGACGGCCCCCACCCCGCCGAAGACUCUGUCAACGGCGGCUCACCAGCCCCCGGCACACCCCUCGCAAACGGCUCCACCGUCGCACUCGCCGGCUCCCACAUGGACGAACCCGCAAUCCCGCCCUCCCGCUACGAAAUCUUUCCUCCCAUCCCCGGCCAACCUGCACAGCGCCGCCGCCCAGGCCGCCCCUUCGGCACCCGCCGACGUACCAGCACCCCCAAUCGCGUCCGCAACACCUCCCUCUCCAUCCAUACCGCCCCCGUAUCCAAAAUGCAACUCUCGCCCAGCCGCGGCGCAAAAGCCCUUAUGUCGCCCUCCGCCAACGGCGCCCUCACACCGGGUACUAUCUCCCUACGGCGUACACGCAGUCGCCUCGGCGAAAGCGUCACCAAUGGCGACGACGUCUCAGACGGAGGCGCGGUCAAGGCCGUUGUUGUUAAUGGAAGGAGGAGUACACGGAGCUCUGCUAGCUCGAGGGGUAGUAUUGAUUUCAAGGGCAAAGGCAAAGCGCUGCCCAUUGAAGAGGAACAGGAACAGGAACAAGAGCAUGAUGAAGACAUCGACGCCGAUGGCGAUUAUGAUGAGGAAGAGGGGGAUAUGGAUGUUGAUGCUGAGGGCGAGGAGGACGAUGAUAUCAUCAUGCAGGAUGCCUGA